UCAUCGUCCAAUAUGUCUGCCUCCAUGGUUAAAAUGUUUUUACGAGAAGCUGGGUAAAUUCAGGGACGUUUAUUAUUCUCGACGUUGAAAGGUCACUACUAUACAGCAUCUCGCACCCGGCUCACCUUCGGUCGUCGCCACCAGGUGGCCACACAGCGAUGGAGGUCGUGUGCGUCAUCGACCAGGUCGUUACUGAGGGCAUCCGUGCGCGCCGCCUCGCGCUCGAUGCCAUCCAGAGGGCGUGCACGUCGGUCGGUGCGACGCUGCACCAGGUGGCGUUUGAGAAGCUUGACUUUGGCGAAACGAACGUGCUCGAUCUCUUCUACAACACUGACAUGUGUAUCGUCGACACGUCCGUCAUGCUUCAGCAGAGCGCACUCAUCUAUCAACUCGGUGUCAGAGAAAGCUUCGGAAAUAAGGACAACAUCUUGAUCUACAACAUGCACGAUGAACAACCGCAUGACGUCAGCACGACCAUGCCGUUCAAGAUGACCUUCAGCGGCUACAAGUUCAUUCCGUACACCAUCUCCAAGGACGGCACGACGGCAGUCUACGAGCGGACGGGCAUCCCAAACGUGUCGGCUGCUCCCGCGGCGGCGGUCGACGCUCCGGCUGAAGCCACGCCUCUGCAGUGCAAGAUACGCAAAAUACUCAAGGAUGUACAGAUCGACGCGGGAUUUGUUACAACGGGCCACCGAUUUGUAUCUGCAGGUCUGAUACUGAACAGUCUAAUUGGACGUAAGGGCAGCCUGUCGUCACUGAAGGACUACUGGGACGUCGCGACAUUCUUUGAGAUCAGUGUGUUGGCAGAGGACUACAGUAAGGCAGCACAGGCAGCAGAGUGCAUGUACAAGCUAACGCCACCAAACUGGUAUCUGAAGUCAACGAUAGGGAACAUAUCGCUGAUCAACACGUUCCGGAAGAAGGCCCAGCCGACGGAACAGGAGGUUCCACGCGAUGAAGAGAUCUUUCUCUUCUGGAUGGAGUUCCUUAUGGAAGCAACAAAGACGGAAUGUACUGACGUUCGUUUUCCUGUGUUGAUCUUGGAGCCGACUAAGGAAUACAUGCCGAGCUACGUCACAGUUAACCUGGAGGCCGGUAUCUGGAAUCAGGAGAGCUCGGUUCGACUGUGGCAUGUGGCGCCCCCGUGUCCAAACAAGGGCAUGCACGAGUGGGUGUUCCUCGUGGAGUCGAUAAAGAGUGUCAGUCUGUACCGGCGGGAUGACAGGUGUGUCUAUCUGUACGUACAGCAGAACUCUGAUGACUUCCAACUGUUCUUCCCCAGCGAGGUACAGCGUAAACGGUUCUAUGACCUCAUGUUGGAACUGACCGCAGAUAAUGAGAACUGCAUCACUGACCUUGACUCCGACCUCUACUCAGGACCGAUCACGUAUGAGUACGAGCAGGAUGAGUCGGGAAGGAAGACGGUGCUUGGGAAGGGAACGUACGGGGUCGUGUACGCAGCGAGGGAUCUCAUGACGCAGGUGAAGAUUGCCAUCAAGGAGGUGCCCGAGAAAAACAUGUCUGGAGUCCUGAAGAUCGUCGACUUUGGAACGAGUAAGCGCCUCACCGGAAUGAACCCGUGUACGGAAACGUUCACCGGCACUCUGCAGUACAUGGCACCAGAGGUCAUCGAUAAGGGUCAGCGUGGGUAUGGGGCAGCGGCUGACAUAUGGUCGCUAGGCUGUACCGUCGUGGAGAUGGCCACAGGAAAACCUCCAUUCAUAGAGGCAAAUAAUGAGAACUGCAUCACUGACCUUGACUCCGACCUCUACUCAGGACCGAUCACG
This is a messenger RNA of Priapulus caudatus, 1790 nucleotides long. Its product is annotated as mitogen-activated protein kinase kinase kinase 5-like. The annotation marks the transcript as partial. NCBI's taxonomy places the organism in Eukaryota, Metazoa, Priapulida, Priapulimorpha, Priapulimorphida, Priapulidae. The record is from RefSeq and is a predicted model, not a curated record. Gene Ontology annotation, molecular function: ATP binding; protein kinase activity. Gene Ontology annotation, biological process: MAPK cascade; protein phosphorylation. The transcript is spliced from 13 exons.